Messenger RNA from Oncorhynchus keta (chum salmon), 2471 nucleotides. RefSeq lists its product as uncharacterized. NCBI's taxonomy places the organism in Eukaryota, Metazoa, Chordata, Actinopteri, Salmoniformes, Salmonidae. The transcript has 5 exons. The record is from RefSeq and is a predicted model, not a curated record. Bases 85 to 2046 code for a protein of 653 amino acids.
UGUCCUGCUGUGGUGUCGAAGCUAUAGUCAGGGUAUGAGGUGGACUGUUCUACUAGCUUCUCUGCGGGGGUGGCCAGCUCUCUAAUGGGUUGUUCUACUGGCCUCUCUGCGGGGGUGGCCAGCUCUCUAAUGGGUUGUUCUACUGGCCUCUCUGCGGGGGUGGCCAGCUCUCUAAUGGGUUGUUCUACUGGCCUCUCUGCGGGGGUGGCCAGCUCUCUAAUGGGUUGUUCUACUGGCCUCUCUGCGGGGGUGGCCAGCUCUCUAAUGGGUUGUUCUACUGGCCUCUCUGCGGGGGUGGCCAGCUCUCUAAUGGGUUGUUCUCUGUCACACGUCAUUGUUCUCACCCUCUCCUCCAGCAGUCUGAUCCUCUCCUCCAGCAGUCUGAUCCUCUCCUCCAGCAGUCUGAUCCUCUCCUCCAGCAGUCUGAUCCUCUCCUCCAGCAGUCUGAUCCUCUCCUCCAGCAGUCUGAUCCUCUCCUCCAGCAGUCUGAUCCUCUCCUCCAGCAGUCUGAUCCUCUCCUCCAGCAGUCUGAUCCUCUCCUCCAGCAGUCUGAUCCUCUCCUCCAGCAGUCUGAUCCUCUCCUCUAGCAGUCUGAUCCUCUCCUCCAGCAGUCUGAUCCUCUCCUCCAGCAGUCUGAUCCUCUCCUCCAGCAGUCUGAUCCUCUCCUCCAGCAGUCUGAUCCUCUCCUCCAGCAGUCUGAUCCUCUCCUCCAGCAGUCUGAUCCUCUCCUCCAGCAGUCUGAUCCUCUCCUCUAGCAGUCUGAUCCUCUCCUCCAGCAGUCUGAUCCUCUCCUCCAGCAGUCUGAUCCUCUCCUCCAGCAGUCUGAUCCUCUCCUCCAGCAGUCUGAUCCUCUCCUCCAGCAGUCUGAUCCUCUCCUCCAGCAGUCUGAUCCUCUCCUCCAGCAGUCUGAUCCUCUCCUCCAGCAGUCUCAUCCUCUCCUCCAGCAGUCUGAUCCUCUCCUCCAGCAGUCUGAUCCUCUCCUCCAGCAGUCUGAUCCUCUCCUCCAGCAGUCUGAUCCUCUCCUCCAGCAGUCUGAUCCUCUCCUCCAGCAGUCUGAUCCUCUCCUCCAGCAGUCUCAUCCUCUCCUCCAGCAGUCUGAUCCUCUCCUCCAGCAGUCUGAUCCUCUCCUCCAGCAGUCUCAUCCUCUCCUCCAGCAGUCUGAUCCUCUCCUCCAGCAGUCUGAUCCUCUCCUCCAGCAGUCUGAUCCUCUCCUCCAGCAGUCUCAUUCUCUCCUCCAGCAGUCUGAUCCUCUCCUCCAGCAGUCUGAUCCUCUCCUCCAGCAGUCUGAUCCUCUCCUCCAGCAGUCUGAUCCUCUCCUCCAGCAGUCUCAUCCUCUCCUCCAGCAGUCUGAUCCUCUCCUCCAGCAGUCUGAUCCUCUCCUCCAGCAGUCUGAUCCUCUCCUCCAGCAGUCUGAUCCUCUCCUCCAGCAGUCUGAUCCUCUCCUCCAGCAGUCUGAUCCUCUCCUCCAGCAGUCUGAUCCUCUCCUCCAGCAGUCUGAUCCUCUCCUCCAGCAGUCUGAUCCUCUCCUCCAGCAGUCUGAUCCUCUCCUCCAGCAGUCUGAUCCUCUCCUCCAGCAGUCUGAUCCUCUCCUCCAGCAGUCUGAUCCUCUCCUCCAGCAGUCUGAUCCUCUCCUCCAGCAGUCUGAUCCUCUCCUCCAGCAGUCUGAUCCUCUCCUCCAGCAGUCUGAUCCUCUCCUCCAGCAGUCUCAUCCUCUCCUCCAGCAGUCUGAUCCUCUCCUCCAGCAGUCUGAUCCUCUCCUCCAGCAGUCUGAUCCUCUCCUCCAGCAGUCUGAUCCUCUCCUCCAGCAGUCUGAUCCUCUCCUCCAGCAGUCUGAUCCUCUCCUCCAGCAGUCUGAUCCUCUCCUCCAGCAGUCUGAUCCUCUCCUCCAGCAGUCUGAUCCUCUCCUCCAGCAGUCUGAUCCUCUCCUCCAGCAGUCUGAUCCUCUCCUCCAGCAGUCUGAUCCUCUCCUCCAGCAGUCUGAUCCUCUCCUCCAGCAGUCUGAUCCUCUCCUCCAGCAGUCUCAUCCUCUCCUCUAGUGCUCUGUAAUUCUCCUGUUGAAGUUGUCUCACCACAGUCCAGAGUGCAGAUAUCUCUCUCCACCUCCAGCUUGAAGGGGUGUUGUUGUUGAUGGAGUUUCUCUCUCUCUCUCCAGGACAGGUUAUAUUUUGUGAUGGAGUUUCUCUCUCUCUCUCUCUCCAGGACAGGUUAUAUUUUGUGAUGGAGUUUCUCUCUCUCUCUCUCUCCAGGACAGGUUAUAUUUUGUGAUGGAGUUUCUCUCUCUCUCUCUCUCCAGGACAGGUUAUAUUUUGUGAUGGAGUUUCUCUCUCUCUCUCUCUCCAGGACAGGUUAUAUUUUGUGAUGGAGUUUCUCUCUCUCUCUCCAGGACAGGCUAUAUUUUGUGAUGGAGUUUCUCUCUCUCUCUCUCUCUCUCCAGGACAGGCUAUAUUUUGUGAUGGAGUUUCUCUCUCUCU